UUACCCUGGCUAUGCAUGACCUUGAAAUGUGAAUGGACACAGUAUCUAGGGCCAGGGUCCAGCCCAGGGGGACACCAGUUGACCGACUGGCUUACUGGCGUGCAGCCACUAGACAUGUGUGCUCUACGACUUAUUAAUGGAUCAUUUGGCCUUGGGACUAGAUUUUUGGCCCCAUCCAGUGUGAGGCUUGUGAGGAAGACUUUAUACGGGAGUCAACCAUCCGCUGAUACAGGGACAAAUGUCACGUCCUGUGGCCAACAACUGGAGGUCCACCACUCCCGCUGGCCUCACUGUCUCCAUUUCACAUACACUUGGCUGCGAGAUCACUGCCGGUGUCCUCAGUGCUAUGACCACAAAACUUAUCAACGGAAAUAUGAAAUCUCAAACAUCCCACUUGGUAUUCGACCAGUAGCCGUCAAGGCAACUGAGAAGGAAUUAAAAGUGAAAUGGCCAGAUGGCCAUGAAUCAGGGUAUGAGUAUAAGUUCUUGUGGCAGAACACUUUUGAGGGUCAGCAAACAUCAUACAGAAUGCCCCAGCUUCCUUGGACAACUGCUACACUCCCAGAAGCACAUCAGACCACGGUUCCUCUAGGUGACCUGUGUGACCCUGAGAAAGGUGGUGUAAAGAGGCUUAUUUAUGCCAUAGUGAAGCAUGGUUUUGCCUUCAUCUCAGAGGUUCCUGCCGACAUAGAAUCUACACGAACCGCAAUAGAGAAAGUGUGUAAUAUCAAGAACACAUUUUUUGGAGAUAUGUGGAGCAUGAAGGGGACCAAUUAUGAACAUUUUGAUAGUGCCUAUUCCACUGCAUAUAUUGGAGCUCAUACUGACAGCACUUACUUCACACAAGCUUGCAGAAUCCAGGUGUUCCAUUGUCUACAGCCAGCCACAGAAGGUGGAGAAAACUUGCUUGUAGAUGGAUUUAGCAUUGCCAAACAGUUCCGUGACAAACACCCAAAAGGAUAUGCUUUUCUUUCAAGUGAAGCCAUACCCUCGGAGUAUAUAGAGGAUGGACAACACCAGGUCUCCCUCGACACUAUUUUUAAACAUAACCCAGUGACGCGUAAUAUUAAACAGUUCAGGUACAACAUAUAUGACCGAGCUCCCUUAUCAUCAUUACCCAUGGAAAAGACACAAGACUUCUACACACACUUCUCCAAUCUCUCCAAAAUCAUAAAUAAUCCCAAGAAUGAGUAUUGGCUCAAGUUAAACCCAGGUACAGUGCUUCUUACUGACAACUGGCGACUGAUGCACGGUCGUGCUAAUUUCACCGGCGCGAGGUUUAUGUGUGGAUGCUACCUGGACAAUGACGACUUCUGCAGUAAAGCACGAGUGUUAGAAGUGCAGCUGGAAUAAUGUUAAAACUCAAUGAAAAAAUCAUCAAGAACUUUCCUUGUAAGUAACAGUAAUUUUAAAAAGCAAUAUGUUUUCCAGUUACCAUGAAUUCUUUAUUAUAUUUUCGAGGAUAAGUUUUAAAGAAUUUCCUUUAUAAUACAGAAAGAGGGAAAUACCCCAGUAGUGUAUGCACUUAGUAACAGCUAUUUUGAAAGGUACAGCAUAAAUUUUCUUCCAGUGACCAUGAAUCUUAAGAAGACACUAAUGUGAUCCCACUGUUAGGUAUAUCACUGGUCUCAUAUAUUGCAUACCUGUAAAACACAUACUGGUAACAGAACUAUGGAAUAUGAUAACAGAUGCCAUUACCAAUGUGACUUGACUGCUUACAUGUUUUGAAAUUUUGAGAGCAGCUAAUGGUGUUUAUUUGUAUGAUCAUUAAUAAAAAAAAGUUGGGCCACAAUAUGGUGCAAAAACUGCAGGCUUGUGCAGCUAUUAUUAUUUUAUUUACAUUAAAAAUGGGAGGUACUCCAGAAAUACUGUAAUUUGUAUGUUGUUUUCAUAAGACAAUGAGCUGCAGUGUCA
This is a messenger RNA of Homarus americanus (American lobster), 1914 nucleotides long. It is a transcript of the gene Tmlh, whose product is annotated as trimethyllysine dioxygenase, mitochondrial-like. The record is from RefSeq and is a predicted model, not a curated record. NCBI's taxonomy places the organism in Eukaryota, Metazoa, Arthropoda, Malacostraca, Decapoda, Nephropidae. The coding region runs from base 16 to 1353 and encodes 445 amino acids. The transcript is spliced from 9 exons. Gene Ontology annotation, cellular component: mitochondrion. Gene Ontology annotation, molecular function: iron ion binding; trimethyllysine dioxygenase activity. Gene Ontology annotation, biological process: carnitine biosynthetic process.